AUUCAUGGAAAAGAACAGUUUUAUCCGACUCGCAUCUUCUCAAUCUUCUGUUGCACAAUUGCAAAUCAGAAAAAGUGGAACUAGACCUUCCUUUUAUAACAAAUGGCCACAAACUAGUACUGGAUUUCCUGAACUGGACAAGGCUCUCGGAGGUGGCGUUCCUAUUGGCUCAGUGUUUGUUCUGUUGGAAGAUGAACCCACUCGCUUCUAUCAAUCUAUUUUAAAUGUAUUUAUGGCUCAAGGUUUGGCACAUAAACAUACUUUGGCUUUAGCUUCAGCAGAUGAAGAACCCUCUCAAGUUAUCACGAACCUCCCUAAAAGAAGAAAUUCUCUGAUUGCUGAAAGAAAUAACAAGGAAUCCAACGACGCAUCCUUGAAAAUAGCUUGGCGUUAUGCCGAACAACCGAGUGGGAGCCAAAUACGUGGAACUUCAGUCUCGGAGUCACUGUCUGGUCAAGUAUAUCACCACACUUUUGACUUGACCGAACAAGAAGAUCCAAAACAACUUGAAAAGGCUUUAAUUUCAACUUUUGGUGAUACUUGUUUCACUUACGACGCUAUGUUGCUUCAUAUGAAAGAACAUAUACUUCAUAGUGAAGAUCGGGGAUUCAUGAGUAGACUAGUUAUCCGUUCAUUUGCUUCUCAUUUUUGGGAAAAUGCUACUUGUCAACAACUUGUUAUAUUUCUGUUAUAUUUCCGAUACAUCAUUCGGAAGAGUACAGAAGGCUGUGUAGGAAUGAUAUCAGUAGCCAGGUCCUCUCUUGAACAAUAUCCCUUUUUGAAAGCUGCCUUGUUUCAUCUUGGUGAUAUAGUUUUGGACUUGAAUUCAUGUCAAGGUCAGGGGACAGCAGAGUUGGGACUCGGAAACUUUCAUGCGUUGGCAAAUAUACACAAAUACCCACGUAUAGGAGGUGUUCAUUUGUUUAGACCACCUUGUUCAACGUUUGUUUUAAAGAGAAAGAGGAGGUCAAUAGAAUGGCAGGUUGCUUAUUCUUCUCCAGAAGAAGAAAAUGAAAAUGUAAGAAGUUUUGAAACUGGAAAAACUUUACAACACCAUGUAGACUUUUAAAUAAAGAAACAAACAAAAAAUGCU
Messenger RNA from Galdieria sulphuraria, 1093 nucleotides. Its product is annotated as elongator complex protein 4. Gene Ontology annotation, cellular component: transcription elongation factor complex; elongator holoenzyme complex; cytoplasm. Lineage: Eukaryota; Rhodophyta; Bangiophyceae; Galdieriales; Galdieriaceae. The coding region runs from base 5 to 1069 and encodes 354 amino acids. The transcript is spliced from 3 exons. The record is from RefSeq and is a predicted model, not a curated record. Gene Ontology annotation, biological process: tRNA wobble uridine modification.